AACCAAAAACGAAACGAAAACUAAAUAUAAAGCGACAAAGAACCCUUGGAUAACCAGAAACCUACCCCCUCUUCUUCUUCUCGUUCUUCUCCACACAGCUCCCAACUCCUCCACUACCAAACUCGUUCGAUCGAUUUCUCUGCAAAAUCCUGGUUUCCAUUUCGCAUAUUUCCACAAAUCUUCAAAUCCUACCCUUAACCCUAACCCUAACCCUAACCCCAACAAUCGACUCGCGAUAGCGUUUCAAUUCGGUGUGACGGGGAGAUGGCGCCGGCGGCGGCGAAGCCGGGAAAGCAAGGCGGCGGAGACGAAGGAAGAGCGAUGUCGAACAAUCUGUGGGUCGGGAACAUCGGGAGGGACGUCACCGACUCCGAUCUGUACGACCUGUUCUCCCAAUACGGCGCUUUGGACGGCGUGACGUCAUACUCGACCCGCAGCUACGCCUUCGUGUUGUUCAAACGCAAGGAGGAGGCUGCGGCGGCCAAAGAGGCUUUGCAGGGCACUCCCGUGCGAGGACUGCCCAUUAAGAUCGAAUUUGCUCGACCGGCAAAACCAUCUAAAAAGCUAUGGGUAGGUGGAAUUAGCCCAUCCGUGUCAAAAGAAGAAUUAGAAGAAGAAUUUCUCAAGUUUGGAAAAUUGGAGGACUUUAAGUUCCUUAGAGACCGGAAUACUGCAUGUCUUGAAUAUUGCAGAUUAGAGGAUGCUUCUGAAGCAAUGAGAAAUAUGAAUGGGAAGCGAUUGGGUGGUGACCAGAUGCAAAUACAUGUGGACUUUCUUCGAUCACAACCUUCGGGCUCAAGAAGGUUUCUCAAGUUGUAUUUGUGUCAAUUCAUGUUGCAGCCUUAUGCUCAAAUUUCUGGCCAACCAAGUAGCUCUGUUCUGUGGGUUGGGUACCCUCCUUCUAUUCAAAUUGACGAACAAAUGCUCCACAAUGCCAUGAUUUUGUUUGGUGAGAUUGAGAGGAUUAAAAGUUUUCCUUCAAGGCACUACUCAUUUGUCGAAUUCAGGAGCGUAGAUGAAGCUCGGCGUGCCAAGGAGGGUUUGGAAGGCAAGCUUUUCAAUGAUCCUCGGAUUACAAUUAUGUUUUCAACCAGUGAUCUGCCACCAGCUGGCCCAUACCAACCGGGAGGAGGUAAAUGGUUUGCUCCUAGACCUGAUGUGCAUCUAUAUAAUGAACAUUCUAUGAGCAACUUGGGGCCUGGAGCUCUACCACAAAGUCCAAGUGGUAACUUUCUUGGACCAAAUUUAGGUCCUCUACCUCCAGGUAGAUUUGAUGAUCUGCUGUAUUAUCAAGAUGGCAAUUCCAAGAAGAGCCAUCUUAGUCCACCCGGUGUCAGGGGCAUAGUUGGAGGUCAUAGGCCUCCUGAUGACGAUUUCAUCUGGCGUGGCAUUAUUGCCAAGGGUGGAACACCCAUAUGUCGAGCUCGCUGUGUCCCUGUAGGCAAAGGGAUAAGAAUUGAGAUUCCUGAAAUUGUUAACUGUUCAGCUAGAACUGGAUUGGAUAUGCUGACAAAACACUUUGCUGAGGCCAUUGCAUUCGACAUUGUGUUCUUCUUGCCAGACAGUGAAGAUGAUUUUGCUUCCUACACUGAAUUCCUCCAUUAUCUAGGUGCAAAAAACCGUGCUGGUGUUGCAAAGUUUGACGAUGGGAUGACAUUAUUUUUGGUACCCCCUUCAGACUUCUUGAAGAAUGUUCUGAAAGUGGCAGGCCCCGAACGUCUGUAUGGUGUGGUUCUCAAGUUUCCAGAACAAGUUCCUACUGCUGCUUCCAUUCAGGCACCAUCACAUCUACCUAUUGAAUCUUCACAAUAUAUAGAUAAACAGCAGAUUCCACCUACGCAUGCGGAGUAUGGCAUUCCACCGAAGGAUGAAUAUGGUUUUCCCAUAGAAUAUUAUAACAGGCUUUCAAGUGAGGACUCAAAGCUUUCUUCAAAACCACUGUAUCCACCUACCAGUGAUUCCUCUAUGGUGCAGUCAGUAAACCAUGAUUAUUCCUCUAAAUAUAGUAAUAGUGCUGUGGUAUCACAGGCUGGAAUUCCAUUAUUAACACCUGAACUUAUUGGCUCUCUGGCCACUUUACUGCCUGGAAAUGCACAACCGUCUUUGCCAGAAGGUCCAAAGCUAUCGGCAUGGGAAACGAGAUCAGCAGUUAGGCCCUCAAUUCCUGGAUGGAAACAAGAUCAACAAAUUUUUGAUCACACUGGUCAUGCAUUGCAACAGUUAGGUAGUCAGUUCACUCCACAAGAACAAAGUCUUCCACAGUACCAGCCUACUUAUCCAUCCGGUUCAAAUACCUCAAAUUACCACUCUGCCCCACUGGUCCUUGGUAGCACCCAAAUGCCAGAUUCUUCUUCUGCCAGUCUGCCUCUGCCGCAGGCUGCAAGUUCAUCUAGGCCCUUAAAUAAUUUUAUGGCACCUUCUCAAGGUGGACAAAUCACUGGAUCCUCGCUUCCCAGUCAUCAAAGUUAUUUGGCUGAAGCUCCGCCCAUCAGUAGUUAUAUGGCCUCUGGUGGUAAUUUGCAGUCUGAUCAGACCAUUGUGCCAUUAGGGCCCAACAAAGGUAACCCAGAAUACCCAAAUCAGAUGCAGCAGCUUCAUUCUGCACUUGUAGGUGCAGGACAGAGUACCUCAGAGGGUGAGGCGGACAAAAAUCAUCGCUAUCAGUCAACGCUUCAAUUUGCUGCUAAUCUUCUUCUCCAAUUACAGCAGCAACAACAGCAGCAGCAAAUGGGUAGUCAAGUGAGCAAAGGGUCUGGAAGUCAACAAUAACACUCCGAUAGAAAUGGCAAUCAAACAAUGCGAGUAUGCGAUAAUGUCUGAUCCAUGCCCCUGUGGAAAAAUCAACCAUUCUCUCCGGAGUCUGCAUGUAUAACAAGCUCUGUAGUUUUAGUAUAUUUUUGUUCUUUUUGGGUGAGUGCGCAGUUAUGUUCGCAUCCCCUGUUUCAUGUAGAUCUUUUCAUCUUCAAUUAUAAAUGACAGAAA
Messenger RNA from Fragaria vesca subsp. vesca, 2982 nucleotides. RefSeq names its product flowering time control protein FPA-like. The transcript has 5 exons. Bases 265 to 2769 code for a protein of 834 amino acids. Lineage: Eukaryota; Viridiplantae; Streptophyta; Magnoliopsida; Rosales; Rosaceae. Gene Ontology annotation, molecular function: RNA binding. The record is from RefSeq and is a predicted model, not a curated record.